AUGAAUUUUUUAUCAUCCACUGAAGUAACAAAGCAAUUGCUUGAUAUAAACAAGUUCUCAUGUUGGAAAAAACUUGUCAGGAUAAACGGCUGGAUCCAUCGGUUCAUAGGAAAUUGUCAAUUUGAAACGGACUUUUGUAAAAAGGGUGAUAUAGCAGCUGAUGAAUAUCAUGAGAGCGAAAAAAAAAUCAUAGCUAAAGCUCAAAAAGAAAGCUUUAAAGAAAAAUAUAGCAACAUUGAAAAAGGAAAACCGAUAUCGACAUCAAGCAAAAUAACUUGUUUAAAUCUGCAAAUUGACGAAGACGGAUUAUUGCAAUCUUGUAGUCAAUUGCAAAAUGCCCAUUACUUACCCUACGAUGUUAAGCAUCCAAUCAUUUUGAUAAGAGAACAUACAAUAACGAUAUUGAUUGUUAAACAUUACCAUGAAAAAGCCAAUCAUGUGAUGGGAACAAAUCAAUUAUUAACAAAAUUAUCAGAACAAUAUUGGGUAAUACGAGGACGAAAAGAAAUCCGAGAUGCAGAAGCAAAAUGCAACAAAUGUAAAUUAAAAAGAUUUAAACCUGCUCAACAGCUGAUGACCCCAUUACCAGCAAUGCACUUUAAAGAACCACGACGUUCGUUUGCUAGAAUUGGUAUCAAUUUUGGUGGUCCAUUUCUUACUAUGCAAGGUAGAGGGAAGAUACGACAAAAGAGAUACUUGUGUUUGUUUACCUGUUUACUAUCACGAGCAGUACAUCUUGAGAUGGUUUAUAAUCUAGAUACAAAUUCAUUCCUCAAUGUCUUUUAUCGAAUGGUAAAUAGAUGA
This is a messenger RNA of Hydra vulgaris (swiftwater hydra), 804 nucleotides long. RefSeq lists its product as uncharacterized. NCBI's taxonomy places the organism in Eukaryota, Metazoa, Cnidaria, Hydrozoa, Anthoathecata, Hydridae. Gene Ontology annotation, molecular function: nucleic acid binding. The record is from RefSeq and is a predicted model, not a curated record.